Nanorana parkeri is the source of this 1661-nucleotide messenger RNA. RefSeq names its product solute carrier family 22 member 20-like. The transcript has 10 exons. NCBI's taxonomy places the organism in Eukaryota, Metazoa, Chordata, Amphibia, Anura, Dicroglossidae. Gene Ontology annotation, cellular component: membrane. The coding region runs from base 9 to 1661 and encodes 550 amino acids. Gene Ontology annotation, biological process: transmembrane transport. Gene Ontology annotation, molecular function: transmembrane transporter activity. The record is from RefSeq and is a predicted model, not a curated record.
ACAUUCACAUGGCUUUUAAUGAUAUCCUGGUGUCUAUUGGUGGAGUUGGGUGCUUUCAGAUAUUGCACACUAUUCUUCUUUUGGUACCUGUGGCCUUGCUAUCUUGCCAUAACCUUCUACAGAACUUCACUGGAGCUGUGCCUGAUCACCACUGCAAACUUCCUUCUUCCAGAGUCUGGAACAGCCAAGAUGAGACACAGCUUUUUGAUUUCUACAUCCCACUGGACAAGGACAGAAAGCCACAGAGGUGUGCCCAGUACCAAAUUGUCAAAGGAUUUUUGCCCAAUGCCACAGAACAUCAGUGGGAAAAAAAGAGCACUGAAUCUUGCAGGGAUGGAUGGACCUAUGACAGAAGUGUCUUUUCCUCUACCAUUGUUACUGAGUGGAAUCUGGUUUGUAACCAUCACUCAUUGAAGCAGAUAGCGCGUUCCAUCUACAUGACAGGCGUUCUGCUGGGAGCUCUAGUCUUUGGCAGCCUUGCUGACAAGGUGGGCAGAAUGGAGAUCCUGACCUGGUCCUAUUUACAAAUGGGUGUAGCUGGUAGUUGUGCUGCAUUUCUGCCAACCUUUGAUGCUUACUGCGCAUUCCGCUUCCUGUGUGGUGUUGCUUCCUCUGCUAUCUCUGUCAAUAGCAUCUCUUUAAUAUUAGAAUGGAUGCCCAAACAUGGUCGCAUGCUGGCUGGAAACUUUUUUGGUUUUUCAUACUCAUUUGGACAAUUGGUUCUGUCUGCUGUGGCUUACAAGAUCAGAGACUGGCGAUGGCUUCAGUUUGCUGUCUCAGCUCCAUUUUGUAUCUUCUUCAUCUAUUCUUGGUGGUUACCAGAAUCUGCUCGAUGGCUGAUUCUCCGGGAUGAGCCAGAAAAAGCUCUGAAAUACAUUCAAAAAGUUGCCUCUGUUAACGGGAAGCACAGAGAAGGAGAUAAAUUGACUGCACAGAUGUUGUGCUCUGAGAUGCAGAAAGAUAUCCUGAUAAUAAGCAAAUCACACUCUGUGUUUGACCUCGUUCGUACCCCAGCUAUGAGGCGUAUGUCCCUGAGUCUCAUUAUAGUUUGGUUUUCAAGUAACUUUGCCUACUAUGGGCUGAGCAUGGAUCUGAAGGACUUUGGGCUGGGUGUAUUCAUAGCUCAGGCGCUGUUUGGUGGAGUAGAAAUGAUUGCUAAGCUCUUAGUGAUGUUGGUGAUGACCUUUGUGGGCAGACGAGUCAUGCAGUUUGCUUCCCUGUUCAUGGCUGGAAUAAUGGUUAUAUCUUAUGGCUUCAUACCUCAAGAUAUGAAGAUGCUGUGUACCGUCCUGGCAGUGAUGGGAAAAGCUUUCCUGGCAUGUGCUAUAACCUGCAUGUACCUGUACACUGGGGAGCUGUACCCUACAGAAAUAAGGCAGACUGGAAUGGGUUUUAGUGCAAUGAAUGCUCGUCUGGGCUCUGCCGUUGCCUCAGUUCUACAUCUAACAGGAGACUUCUCUUUUACAAUUCUUCCCAUGCUCUUCGGAAUCACCCCUAUUAUCGCAGGCUUUUUCUCCUGCUUCCUGUUCGAAACCAAAGAUUCCCAUUUACCUGACACUAUUAAUGAAGUGGAAAGCAGGAUUAAAGCUAGUUCCACAGAUUCUGAAGACUCAGAUGAUGAAGAUUGGACUUAUAAGGUUCAUUUAAAAGAAAUUCCGUGA